UAGUGGCAAGGCGGUUGCCACCCGUGCAAUGUUGAAGUUUUUCCCGCGAAAAGCCGCACUCAUCCUCACCAGAAGGCUUCUACUCAUUCCGAGAUUAAUAUCAUCACCGCCAUCUCCAUCUUCUUCUUCUUCUGCUUCGACUUGUAUUUCUUCUUAUUCACAGUCGGAUUCUUCUGCGUCCAGUCUUACUGACACUAUCCUCAACUGCAAAAGCGCUAAAGAAGCACUAAAGAUCUUCGAUCGCGCUUCGAGCCAAGUGCACGGAGCCAAGAAACCGGCGCUCUACUCGGCGAUCGUCUGCGUGUUGACCAGGGCCAAGUUGUAUGUGCAGGCCAGGUGUUUGAUAAAAGGCCUCAUGCAAGACCUCCUCAAGACCCGCAGCCCCCACCGCGCCUGCUUGUCGGUGUUCAACCUGCUUCGCCGGUUUGAAAGCUGCAAAUCCGAUCGCAAUGCGUAUGGAGUGUUGGUCAUUGCGUUAUCUGAAAUGGGUCUUGUUGACGAGGCCUAUUGGGUUUAUCACAAGAUGGGGGAAUUGCCUGCAAUGCAAGCUUGCAAUGCCCUCCUCGAUGGAUUUGUCAAGAUGAGUAGAUUUGAUAUGAUGUGGGAGCUAUAUAAGAACUUGCUUUCACGCGGGGCUUCGCCUAGUGUUGUGACUUAUGGAGUAUUGAUUGAUGCAUGUUGUUAUCAAGGAGAUAUAGUGGAAGCACAGACGUUGUUUGAUGAAAUGGCUAAGAAGGGGAUUGAACCAACAGUCGUGAUCUACACGACUCUGAUACGUGGUCUCUGCAGUGAGGGUAAAAUGUUUGAAGCAGAGAACAUCUUUAGGAACAUGACGGAAUCUGGUGUACUCCCCAAUCUGUAUACUUACAACACUCUGAUGGAUGGGUACUGCAAAUUGUCCAAUAUUGAAAAGGCCUUUGACUUGUAUCAAGAAAUGUUUGGUCGUGGAACACUGCCUAAUGUUGUUACCUUUGGUCUCCUAAUUGAUGCGCUCUGCAAACGAGGUGAAUUGGUGGCAGCCAGAAGGUUUUUCGUUUGUAUGAUUAAGUUUGGGGUGAUUCCUAAUUUAGUUUUGUAUAAUUGUUUGAUUGAUGGCUAUUCUAAGGCAAGUAACUUAUCUGUGGCAAUGGAUAUAUAUGCAGAGAUGAAACAGCUUAAAUUUCUGCCCGACACCUUCACCUACAGUAUUCUUAUGAAGGGUCAUUGCGAUGUUGGUAAGUUGGAAGAUGCACAUUAUUUAUUAGGUGAAAUGAAUAAAGAGGGACUACUUGGUAAUCUGGUGACAUACAAUAUACUAAUCGAUGGGUAUUGUAAGGAAGGUAAUAUGGAGACGGCUUUGGAAUUGUGUUCUCAAAUGACUGAAAAUGGUAUGGAACCUAAUGUUGUCACCUUUUCUAUUCUUAUAAAUGGUUACUGCAAAAUGAGGAACAUGGAGGCUGCCAUGGGAGUAUAUACAGAAAUGGUAAUCAAGGGUUUUGAGCCUGAUGUGGUUGUUUAUACAGCUUUGAUUGAUGGACAUUUCAAAGUUGGCAAUGCAAAGGCAGCUCUCCGUCUGCAUAAGGAGAUGCUAGAGGCAGGCCUCACCCCUAAUGUUUUCACUCUUACUUGCCUGGUUGAUGGACUAUGCAAGGACGGAAAAACGAAUGAAGCAAUAAAACUUUUCUUAGAUAAAACUAGAGCUCCCUCCAAUGGGGGUGAGAUGGAUCAGGUGAAUUGUGGCUGCUAUUCCCCAAAUCAUGUUAUGUAUACAGCUUUGAUUGAAGCUCUGUGCAAGGACGGGCAGAUUUUCAAAGCCAGUAAAUUUUUCUCAGAUAUGCGCCACAAUGGUUUGAAACCAGAUGUGCUUAUUUACAAAGUCAUUAUGCAGGCCCAUUUUCGGGCAAAACAUAGGCUUCAUGUGAUGAUAUUGCACGCAGACAUGUUAAAAAUGGGUCUCAUGUCAAACCCAAACAUCUACCAGGCCUUGAUUAUAGGAUAUCAAGAGAUAGGAAAUCUUGAAUCAGCAGUUAGGUGUUCUCAGGAUGUAUUAAGAUCAGGCCUUUUGAAUCCGGAACUUCCUUUAACACAAUAUUUUCUUUCUCACCCGACGUGUAGUCUUGCGGGCAAUGGGUAAAUAAC
This is a messenger RNA of Diospyros lotus (date-plum), 2118 nucleotides long. RefSeq names its product pentatricopeptide repeat-containing protein At5g61400. NCBI's taxonomy places the organism in Eukaryota, Viridiplantae, Streptophyta, Magnoliopsida, Ericales, Ebenaceae. The coding region runs from base 29 to 2113 and encodes 694 amino acids. The transcript has a single exon. Gene Ontology annotation, molecular function: protein binding. The record is from RefSeq and is a predicted model, not a curated record.